GCUGCGCCCCUCUCCAGCCCCGCGCCCAGGACACGUCCCCGGGAAGCAGCGACUCCUCUCCCGCCGCCUCGGCACGAAGCGAGGGAAAGAUGAAGUGGCAAUCUGUCCUGCCACAGCACUGUAUAUUGCUGAUAUCAUGUCUUCUAAUGGCUUUGGAAGCUGUACCUAUAGACAUAGACAAGACAAAAGUUAAAGAAGCCCAUGCAGAAGGAGAAAAAGUAGAAAAUCCACAUUCUUUUUUGGAGGAUACGGGACUCUAUUAUGAUGAAUAUCUCAGACAAGUAAUAGAUGUCUUGGAAACAGAUAAGCACUUCAGAGAGAAACUCCAGACUGCUGAUAUAGAAGAAAUAAAGAGUGGAAAAUUAAGCAGAGAGCUUGAUUUAGUAAGCCACCAUGUAAGAACACGGCUGGAUGAACUAAAAAGACAAGAGGUGGCAAGAUUAAGAAUGUUAAUUAAAGCUAAAAUGGAUUCUGUUCAAGACACUGGCUUAGACCAUCAAACUCUCCUUAAACAAUUUGAGCACCUGAACCAUCAAAAUCCUGACACCUUCGAACCUAAGGACUUGGAUAUGUUGAUCAAAGCUGCUACAAGUGACCUGGAAAACUAUGAUAAGACACGCCAUGAAGAAUUUAAGAAAUACGAGAUGAUGAAAGAACAUGAGAGAAGAGAGUAUUUAAAAACACUUGAUGAAGAAAAGAGACAGCGAGAAGAAUCUAAAUUUGAAGAGAUGAAGAAAAAGCAUGGAGAUCACCCUAAAGUGCACCAUCCUGGAAGCAAAGAUCAACUCAAAGAGGUGUGGGAAGAAGCUGAUGGACUAGAUCCAAAUGAAUUUGACCCCAAAACAUUUUUCAAAUUACACGAUGUGAAUAAUGAUGGUUUCCUGGAUGAGCAAGAAUUAGAAGCCCUAUUUACUAAAGAGCUYGAAAAAGUCUAUGACCCCAAAAAUGAAGAAGACGACAUGGUUGAAAUGGAAGAAGAAAGGCUGAGAAUGAGAGAACAUGUAAUGAAUGAGGUGGAUGUCAACAAGGACCGGCUAGUAACUAUGGAAGAGUUUCUGAGAGCCACAGAGAAAAAAGAAUUUUUGGAGCCAGAUAGCUGGGAGACACUAGAUCAACAGCAGCUCUUUACUGAAGAGGAGCUAAAGGAAUUUGAAAGUCAUAUUUCUCAGCAGGAAGAUGAACUUAGAAAGAAGGCAGAAGAUCUUCAGAAGCAAAAGGAGGAGCUACAGCGGCAGCACGACCAGCUUCAGGCUCAGAAGCAAGAGUUUCAACAGGUUGUAAAACAGAUGGAACAAAAGAAGCUGCAGCAAGGAAAUCCUCCUGCAGGACCAGCUGGAGAACUGAAAUUCCAACCCCCUGGGGAACACAAAGUUGGGGAUGCACCAAGCCAUCCUGCAGGAGGUGAACAGCCUUUACCACCAGGACAUGUUCAAGAACCAGCUGUUAGAACUGAUCAUGUUCAAGUUCACCCUUAACCACUUGUGCCUCAACUUUAUACUGUCAUUAUUUGCAGGGGAGGGUAAAGAAAAAAAAAAAAAAAAAAAAAAAGAAACUAUGAACUCUCCACUUUCUUCCCCCAAUUGUAAAUUCUUUUGCAAGUCAUAGAUUAAAUAUUGAUCAGAUUUGAAUCACUAAUUUAUUUUUCUCUGAAAUGCAUCACUGGAAAAUGCAAUGAAGGGAUCACCUGAAGGGAUCACAUGAAGGGCUGUAUUCGAGGAGCAGAUGAAAGUCAGCAACACUAAGGGUUUUUAUGGCCAAGCGACUGAGCUGUUGGGUUCAGCAAAAAGCUGGCUGAGCUGCCAUAGAGCAGCAAUCAUAAUAUUCUCAGAAGCAGCAGGAACCUGGCCUGAAUACCAAAUUAGGUCUUAUCUUAUGUAAAAAUUCUUUCCAGAAACGUUGAGCAGCAAAGUAGAGAACUACAGACCAUAGACAACCAUGGUCUACCAUUUCCAGUGCUACCAUCCCCUUUCUUCUCUAAGGCCAAAUAGAAACAAAAUUCUGCAUGUUUCAUCAUAGAAAAUUUGCACUUUCUAAAAAUCUAAUUACCAAAAUKAUGUGCAACAGUGAAUACUUUUCAUGUUUUCAGAAGCCUAAGAAUUUCACUGUAAAGCGUUCAAUAGGAAGGCUGUACUUGUGGUGUAUUGAUCUUGAACCCUCCUCCUUGUUAAGAUUAAUUCUGUGGGGCAAUUGAAUACUCACCUGGCUCUGGACAGUACUUUCAUCCCUGUUUCUUUCAUCAGAUGCCAGACGAUCUCAAAAUUUUGCAUGUUAAAAGUUCUAUGUUGAUGGAAAUACUGUGCAAAACAGAACAGGACUCACCGUCUUUUUCUGUGCAGAUUUUAUCCUACCUCCUGUGGUAAUAUCUGAUUUUUCAAAAUGCACCAUGUGCUUCAAAAAGCUCCUUUUGGAUAUGGUUCUUUGGCUGUUAAGAGGUCUUGCUAUUAA
Molecule: messenger RNA, 2445 nt
Organism: Nothoprocta perdicaria
Lineage: Eukaryota; Metazoa; Chordata; Aves; Tinamiformes; Tinamidae
Gene: NUCB2
Product: nucleobindin 2
Exons: 13
Coding region: 90-1475 (461 amino acids)
Cellular component (GO): extracellular exosome; endoplasmic reticulum-Golgi intermediate compartment
Molecular function (GO): calcium ion binding
Source: RefSeq, a predicted model, not a curated record